UGGGCCUAGGGCAGUCGCCCCUCUUGCCCCCCUCAAAACCGGCCCUGCCUUCACCGGAAUCACCGCUUCUGGGCCUCAGCAGCUCAGCCUUCAGACUCUCUUGUCCCAUCACUCAUGAAAAAGAUUAUUCGAGUCAUCAAGGAGAAUAUGCUGAAGCUUGUGUCUCAUGAGUCGUAUACACGUGCAAGGAGCACAAUUAGGCCUUUUUUGAAUGCACAAAUAAGUGCUUCUGUUCACAGUGGUCAGACCCGUUGCUCGCCUAGAAGCUUUUUCGGGGUGGAGGAUUUUGUAGAUGAUGACAAUAGCUGGCCAUACACGUACCAGAAGAGAAAAAAUUCAAAGAACCCAGGCAAGCAUAUUUCUUUCAAACAAAGGGCAUGUGCUUUCAUGGAACCAUUCACGCUUGAUGUCUUCAUCUCGAAGCGUUUUGUUUCGGCCUCAAUCACACACAGUCACUUGCAAGCAGGUCACGGUCGCAGGUACAAAUUCAAAGGAUAUAAAAGCAAUGCUGAAAUCAAGGAGCGACAUACCCGCGUGUUUGUCCGUUGGUUGGAUUUUGGCUGACAGGGCAAGAGAAGCUGAUGUGUAUAUCACUGCUCACAAUCUCCGUGAUAGUGACAAAUUUCAUUCAAAUACUGUUUUUAAUGUUCAGAAGAAUAAAAAAACAUCUACCUGCAAUUCUGCAGAUUUUUAUGCAUCUUUUGGCUGCAAUUUUGCUGUUUUUAGUUACCACUUUAUGUUCUUUACGAUUCAUAUCAG
Cuscuta europaea is the source of this 759-nucleotide messenger RNA. Lineage: Eukaryota; Viridiplantae; Streptophyta; Magnoliopsida; Solanales; Convolvulaceae. The record is from the annotation of a GenBank genome assembly.